CCGGUCUUGCCCAGAAACCCCUCUUCUGCCCAAACAAACAUGCUUGAAGGCCAGACUGAAUGCCAGCCACGAGCGUUUCUAGUCAGCCGACAAAGGGACACGGUGGACACAACCAUUGCUACUAGUGUUGUUGCUGCUGCUGUCGCAGAAACGGUAGCCUUGAGUCAGUUUGCCUUGAUUGUUGGACGAAAGAGACGCUUCGACAGGCUCCUUUGCAUUGCUUGUUAA
Messenger RNA from Protopolystoma xenopodis, 228 nucleotides. Lineage: Eukaryota; Metazoa; Platyhelminthes; Monogenea; Polystomatidea; Polystomatidae. The record is from the annotation of a GenBank genome assembly.